GUUCACAUAGCAGCUAUGACUGCUGUGGUGGAGCAGGGGGAGGCGAAUGAUGGGGCCAGGCCAAUGUCCUCCAUCACACAUUUGAACUGAAGAAAGCCGCCCCCCUCUCUCCACGCUUUCCUGAAGUGUCAUGUGUGGUCCUGCCUGGUCCCUACCCCAACUUCUCACUACUGUUCCACCCUCCCCUCCCUUGUCUCCAUGAUAGGAUUUAAAAAGGGAGAUGGAGGAAAGGACAAAGAAGGCCAGGCCCUGGUUAUAAGAUGGAGGAAGACAGACUGGUUACAGUUUCUUUCUGCCCACGUGACCCUGGUGGUGACCCUGCCCGCCCUGCUGGUCAACACUGUUGGCUGUGUGCACCCAUGGGCUGAUGCAGGUUGAGGGAAGGUGGCCAGAAGGGCCUUGCAGAGGAAGCCCUGCCCAGACUCUGCCAGCAGAGGGAUCCACUUCCUUCAGACAGCCUCAUUCUCACCUAGCAAGAGGUUUGGACACAGGGUCACACAUCUGUCACUUCUAGAUGUGACCACAAGGGGGUGGCACUGUCAUGUGCUCAGCCCUGAGUGUCAGAGAUGAACCCUUAAGGCUAGGUUUCAAGAGAAUAAGGCAGAAGGCAGGCAGAGCUGUAGGAUGUUGCCUGGAGGCCAAAGCAAGGUCCCAGGUGCGCCUUAGCAACCGGCCGCCAAGGGGGUGGGAGGAGCGCCAGCUGCUGUUGUGUGUCAACGUGGAUGAAACGUGCAUUCCUCCCCAGCUAGCACAAGGUUUACCCGGGUCCUCUGGGGCUACUUGACUGGACUAAGUGUCUUGUGACUCUCUGAGCUGCUCAGGCAUUCCGGGCAGUUUCUCAGCUUUUGACAUGUCAGUUUCAAGAGAAAUGUAUCAAAAAUAUUUGCUAGUUUUCAAUUUUCUGUCUUGUGUCUAAAGAGUCUGUAGAAAUCAGGGACAGUGGUCCUCCUGUGUGGGGACAUUGAUUCUUUCUCCUAGGUGCCUUGGAUACAGGCUUGGCCACAGUCCUGAGGGUGUAAUGUGCCCAAACCCAGGAUUCUAUCACCUCACAUCUCCAUCCACCCAACCAUGUUUCUAGAAGACGCAUGCUACAGCGCUGCGCUGUAUUUACCGCACAUAUGGGCAGAACCGGAAUCCAGUCCAUUCUUUUCUUUUUUUGAGACAGGGUCUCACUAUGUGACCUUGGCUGGCCUGGAGCUUGCUUUGUAAAGCAGGUUGGUCACCUGUCUCUGCCUCUGAGUGCUGGGAUUAAAGGUGUGCACCACCAUGCCUGACCCAGAAUCAGUUUCCUUGACAAAUAAAGUGCUUUGAGGGGGAGUCAUGGAGGGUGACUGGGUAGGCCACUCUGACAGGGAACUUGGGUAGGCCAUUCUGAGAGUAUGCUAUCUGUCUCUCUGUCCCCUCGUUUGAUCAAAGGUUUAUAAAUCUGUUGAGGAAAUGAGGUGGUUCAGUGAUGGUGAGCUGAGUCCCACUCAUGAGAGUCACAAAUGGUGAAUAAAUGGUGUGAAAACCGAGUGUUUUAGCUGAAGAACCAGGGAGCUGGUUCUGUCCCUGACUUGUGUUUACCUCAUGACAUGUCUUGGUAGAAACUCCUUGAAAUUCAUGUUCAUUUUUCAGAUAUGGAUAACACUAUGUUCCCCACCCACACAGGCCUAUUACAGGGUUCAAAGGAAGUCUGGGGCCCAAGGGUUCUUAGUCCAGUUUUGGGGAUGGGUGUGCAGAAAAACACUGGCUAUCCAUGUAGGACUGACAGGUGGAAAUGUGAGAAAUGUGGCUGGUUGUGGGCAGGGUUGGCCAACACUGUUUUGUUUUUGCUUUUGUUUUGUUUUCAGACAGGAUCUCAGUCUUAGUUUAGGGUGGCCUUGAACUCACAGAGAUCCUCCUACCUCAACUUCCCAAGUUGAGAUUACAGGAGUGACCAUACCUAGGUAUGGUCAGGGUUGGGAACCAUGGUACUUGGCUUUGGCAGAGGGGAGCUGAACAGUGGAGGAGAACUGUGUCUACCUGGAAGGUCAGAGACUGGCUCCUUCAGUACCCCGAAGAACAAAACAGAGCAGGAAGGGGAGGCCGCACAGUUAGAGAAGGCUGUUAGGCAGGCAGGCGAGCCUGGAAAGUAAGAAGUGAUCUCUGAGAGAAGAAGGCAGAAGCCUAGAGAUACUGGAGCUAAGUGAAUUUGUUAGGGGGUGAGGAAGAAGUAGCCCCAAACAGCCUGUGGUCCAAUGUCCCUGCUCAGCACAUUGUCCAGAAGUGGGGCUGGAGCCCUUCAUGUCCUGUUCAGUCCCUGGUUCCAAGUGACCAGCAUAUGCUGUCCUAGCAAAGAGGAUGAGUAUGAUCAUUUUCUCCUGCAGCUGCACCAUCUUCUUCCCUCUUUCCCUUCCUCUCUCCCUCCACCCAUCCACCCACCCAUCCAAUCCAGGCCAUGUAUUAAAUGCUGAGACAGCAGCAGAGACUCAUGUGAUGAGAUGUGAUGAGAUUCCUGCUCAUCAGCUGUUCAUGAUCUGGGAAAGGAGCCUGUGAGCGUGGGACCCAGAGGCACAGGUUCAGAUCCCUGCUCCUGUACUUACUGUGUAUGGACACAGGGUGAAUUGUUUCACUUUUAUUCACCCCAGCAACCUCCUCAGGAAAAGUCUUUCAUAUCCACAAUGCAAGGCUCCUAAGGGAGGCAACACAUGGUAUACCCAGCCUGAGCUAGGAGCUCAGAAAAUGGGCUCCAUCCCGGGUCCCUAUGAGCAUACAUGGGGUCAGAAAAUGAUUAAUGCCAACGGGUCUUCCUGCAGCGAGGUUGUAUAUCCAUUUCAUCUCAGCUCUGGACAGCACUUUGCAGGUGUUUGCAAAGACAUGAUCUUUGGCUUCUUGAGUUUCGAUUGCUCUGAAAAACAGGAGGGGGUUGGUGACUGUGGACACUGGGAUGAGCUUGGUUAAGGGGAACCAACAUUAAGAUAGGGAGACAAAGGUCUGAGGUAGCCAGGUAAAGAUGGGGAAGGAUUAGGUAGAAUCAGACUCUACUCACUGGGCAGAAUGGGGAGAGACUGGGGCCCACAAAGCUGGCUACUUUGUUUUUCACAGACUCUGGUGUCUCCUGCGCAUGAAGCAUGAGGGGGUCACGACGGUGGCCCCAACGUGCAGGGACAGAGCAGACCCAGCAGGGCAGGCUGCGGCGUGCCAGCUGAGCAUGGCGUGAGGUCCUCAGUGUCCAGCCUGGAAGUUGGUGGCUCCCAUCCCACUGCUCUGGUAAGAGGGCCUGUACCCAGCCUAAGAAGGAGCCAGUAUUGGGGUGGAGGUGAGAGUAAGGGUAAGGGGCUGAGAGCAGGACGAGAGAGGUCAGGGAGGUAAGGCUGCCCAAGGCAGCAGUUCAGCAAGGCUCUGGGGGUCUUGUCCUGGACAGUGCCUACUGGGAAGACACUAGUUAGGAGAGAGGGAGCUGGAGGGGACAGAGAGACAGGGUUAGAAAGCUUGACUUCCAGAGGGUAGAUGUGUAAUCCUCGUUUAUAGACUUUUCAAUCUCUCUUGUGGCUUGUGGUAUUUUUCUGUCCUCUCUCUCUCUCUCUCUCUCUCUCUCUCUCUCUCUCUCUCUGUUUCUCUUUCUCUGUCCUCUCUCUGUCUCUGUCUCUUUCUAUCUCUCUGUUUCUCUCUGUGUGUCUGUCUCUCUGUCAGUCUGUCUCUCUGUAUCUGUCUGUCUGUCUGUCUCUCUCUCUGUCUCAGGACCACUGGGUGGGGCUGUGGCAGGGUGGAGCAGGAGAGCUGAAGGUGAAAAUUCCUCUUCCAGGUCUGGAGACACUUACUCACUCGGGAGCAGGAGCUGAGCUGAGAGAGCAGGGUCUCCCUAUCCAGUAUGGACAGAAAAGUUGCCGUCCAUGAAGAUGGGUAUCCUGUGGUCUCUUGGGUCCCUGAGGAGGGAGAGAUGAUGGACCAGAAAGGCGAGGACCAGAUGAAGGAUCGCGGCCAAUGGACCAACAAGAUGGAGUUUGUGCUGUCAGUGGCUGGGGAGAUCAUUGGGCUAGGCAAUGUCUGGAGGUUUCCUUAUCUCUGCUACAAGAACGGAGGCGGAGCGUUCUUCGUGCCCUACUUCAUCUUCUUCUUCAGCUGUGGCAUCCCAGUCUUCUUCCUGGAGGUGGCCCUGGGCCAGUACAGCAGCCAGGGGAGCGUUACUGCUUGGAGGAAGAUCUGUCCCCUCCUCCAAGGCAUUGGCAUGGCAUCGGUGGUCAUUGAGUCUUACUUGAACAUCUACUACAUCAUCAUCCUCGCCUGGGCUCUCUUCUACCUGUUCAGCUCCUUCACCUCGGAGCUGCCCUGGACAACCUGCAGCAACUCCUGGAACACAGAGCAUUGUGUGGACUUCCUGAACCACUCAGCAGCCACAGGAGUGAACCACUCUGAGAACGUCACCUCGCCUGUAAUGGAAUUCUGGGAGAGACGGGUUCUGGGUAUUACAUCGGGCAUCCAUGACCUGGGGUCCCUGCGCUGGGAGCUGGCCUUGUGUCUUUUGCUCGCCUGGAUCAUCUGCUACUUCUGCAUCUGGAAGGGGGUCAAGUCCACGGGCAAGGUUGUCUAUUUCACAGCCACUUUCCCCUACCUGAUGUUGAUUAUUCUCCUCAUCCGGGGUGUCACCCUUCCUGGAGCCUACCAGGGCAUCGUCUUCUACCUGAAGCCAGACUUGCUGCGCCUCAAGGACCCCCAGGUGUGGAUGGAUGCGGGCACCCAGAUCUUCUUCUCCUUUGCCAUCUGCCAGGGGUGCCUGACGGCCCUGGGCAGCUACAACCAGUACCACAACAACUGCUACAGGGACUCCAUAGCCCUCUGCUUCCUGAACAGUGCUACCAGCUUCGUGGCUGGGUUUGUCGUCUUCUCCAUCCUGGGCUUCAUGUCUCAAGAGCAGGGAAUACCCAUUUCUGAAGUGGCUGAGUCAGGUCCUGGUCUGGCCUUCAUUGCCUUCCCCAAAGCUGUGACGAUGAUGCCUUUGUCCCAGUUAUGGUCCUGCCUUUUCUUCAUCAUGCUCCUGUUUCUAGGGCUGGACAGCCAGUUUGUCUGUAUGGAGUGCUUGGUGACCGCCUCCAUGGACAUGUUCCCCCAGCAGCUCCGGAAGGGCGGCCGGCGUGAGCUGCUGAUCCUGGGUGUUGCAAUCGUGUGCUACUUGAUGGGGCUCCUUCUGGUCACUGAGGGCGGGAUGUACAUCUUCCAGCUCUUUGACUACUACGCCUCCAGUGGCAUAUGCCUGCUCUUCCUGUCCUUGUUUGAGGUGGUCUGCAUUGGCUGGGUAUAUGGGGCAGACCGUUUCUAUGACAACGUUGAGGACAUGAUUGGCUACCGGCCCUGGCCCUUGGUGAAGAUCUCCUGGCUCUUCCUGACCCCUGGUCUUUGCCUGGCCACAUUCAUCUUCUCCUUGAGCAAGUACACACCUCUCAAAUACAACAAUGUCUACGUGUACCCUUCUUGGGGAUACUCCAUUGGAUGGCUCUUGGCUUUCUCCUCCAUGGCCUGUGUGCCACUCUACAUCAUCAUCACCCUUCUGCAGACCCAGGGUUCCCUCAAGAAGCGCCUUCAAAGACUCAUCACACCGGACCCCAGUCUGCCCCAGCCAGGGCGGCGUCCACCUCAGGAUGGCACUUCUGCUCAGAACUGUUCGCCCUCGCCAGCUAAGCAAGAACUCAUUGCCUGGGAGAAGGAGACACAUUUGUAGGAUGUGCCAGAGGCCAGGUGGCUCCAGAGCCAGGGACCUGGUCAAGGCUACCUCCUCCCAGGGAUAACCUCUGCCUCCAGCUUGUUGAGACCUUGGAGGUCUCUGGACACCCCCUGCCAGGAGCCACUCUUCUGUUCAGUUGGAACAGCUUGUCAGCAUCUUGUCACUUCUCAGUCCUUCCCACCCGUGCUCCAGGAAGCUGUGUUUGCCAUGCACUUUGAACUUAAAACCCUGACUUUUUGGAUUAAAAACUGAGAACUGGACAAAGUGACGUUUUCAAGUUCACACAGCUUGUCAGAGCCUGAGACCCUCCACUACUCCUGUGCUGGGGCUUGUGAGCCUCCAGACUCACCCCUGCCUCAGCUAACAAGCCUGUCUGGAUCACCUGC
Molecule: messenger RNA, 6066 nt
Organism: Peromyscus californicus insignis
Lineage: Eukaryota; Metazoa; Chordata; Mammalia; Rodentia; Cricetidae
Gene: Slc6a12
Product: solute carrier family 6 member 12
Exons: 16
Coding region: 3833-5677 (614 amino acids)
Biological process (GO): neurotransmitter transport; sodium ion transmembrane transport
Cellular component (GO): plasma membrane
Molecular function (GO): gamma-aminobutyric acid:sodium:chloride symporter activity
Source: RefSeq, a predicted model, not a curated record